Messenger RNA from Protopolystoma xenopodis, 522 nucleotides. The record is from the annotation of a GenBank genome assembly. NCBI's taxonomy places the organism in Eukaryota, Metazoa, Platyhelminthes, Monogenea, Polystomatidea, Polystomatidae.
AUGCCCGAAGCGACGUCUGACAGCAUCGGAGCUUUGGAGCAGGCGCUGCUGGGAUUUCUUCCGAGCUCAGCUUCCAAUCCUUCAUUGUCUGUACAACAGGCCUCAACAAAAGCUUUUUUUCCAAAGAGUUGCGAUGUUUCUCAUACCCUACUUCGUCUUCUGCACGCCUGUGAGGCCAUAAAUGCUCGAACUAUUUCGGUGCCGAAUAAUUCAUGUCUCGGACUUUGCUUUCUGGCUGGCGGAGAAGCGACGGUGAGACUGGCAGCUGACGCAAACACCAUAAAAAACUCAAUCGAACCUACCUUCGUUGGUGGUGGUCGAUGUAGUCACGCGAGCCUUGUGGCUGCUCUUUCCUGGUUCCGCCGCUGGAAAGCAGCGCAUAUUUCAAAUGAAGAAACGCUUUAUUCAGAGAGUCCUUUUAAAUUGGUGGGGACCCUAUUCCCUUCAAUCUCUCAGGUUAGUCAGCUUAUUAGUUUUUCGCUUAUUAGACCUAGUUUAGUUUUAUCAUGCUGGUGUUUAUAA